AUGCCUUUCCCGGCGAGAAAGUCUGUGUCACAGGCGUGUGACGCUUGCCGUCGACGGAAAAUAAGAUGCAACGCGCAGCAACCGUGUGCUGGAUGUCAAUCCUCGGGACUGGCUUGCACAUUCAUUAUUCCACAUGGAAGAGGUGGUAAAAAGGGUGCAAAAGCCACCGUUUUACAUGAGCUACGCACACAACAGAGUGACGGCCGGAUUGAACAACAGACCAGUCCGGAGAUCACCUCACCUUCGGCUUCCCCUCACCGACUUACAUGCCCAAGCAACGGAUCCCCCAGCUGCGGCACCUUGGACCCUGCCAUCGUUGAUGCGUGUAUCGAGGCUUAUCUACAGCGUGUGUACCCGGUGAUUCCAUUCCUGACCCGCGAGAUCCUUCAGAGGGAAGCUAGACAAGCUUCCGAAUCUCCGCUCAGCCGCCAAUUCCUGGCGGCCUUCUGUGCCUACGUCGUCGGCUUUGGGGGCGUCUUGAAUAACACCGUUCUACCUCCAUAUAUGCCCGAUUCGGAUUUGGGCAGGCAACUCCUUGAUGUAGCUCUCCGAUUUCAAACCGCUGAUCGAGUAACGACGCAGUCACCACAAGCAAUAUUCAUAUCAUUUUUCCUCUACGGCGCCUAUGCGGGACUGGGAGAGUACAGAAACGGCUGGUUCUACCUCAGAGAAGCCACCACACUUUUCAUGUUACAAAUGGGGGACUCCGAAGCGGACUGGUUCUCACCAGCUGUUUUCAGACGGUUGUACUGGAUUCUUGUGGUCUCGGAGCGUUCUCACGGUAUUCGCAAAAACCGUCCGAUAACUCUGCAACUCACCGCUGAAGCCCCUCGUCUUGAUGACCCAGAAGAGCUGGGGCUGCGCUAUCUCGCAGAUAUCUUCCGACCUUUUGAUGAGAUUUUCUUCGCCGUCUGGAACGGCAGUCGCCGGGACUGCAGCAAGCAAUGGCUUCUAGGUGUCGAAAACGACGUACGAACCGCUUUGCCAGAGACGCUCGACUUAUCCAAGGAACAGGUAGCGAACCUACGUGUAACACAGUUGUGGCUUCAGGUCAAGCUGUGGGAGCUCUUUCCCCGCUUCGGGUUUCUCUCCAGCGAGUCCGUUAAUGAGUGUUUGACGUUUCGAUACCCUAUAACUCUGGCACGGGAUUUGACAAUCCUGGCAAUGAAGCUUCCGAUUGGAGGCCUCCAAAUCCAUGGUGUUGGCAUGACGGAAAAGAUCUUUGACCUAGCGUGCGCGCUCGCAGACGUACUUCCUUUCGUAUCCUUCGCCGCAUCCCAGCUGGAGCUUGGUCCCGUCGACUACCUGGUUCAGACUACCUCUCUGCUGACGAAGUUGCCGGGCGGGUCUUCAAAGUUUGUUCCCUUGCUGCUGGCAAAGGUGAAUGACUUGUUGCCUGAGCUGGUAAAACCGGUCUGCGAAGCCAUCCAGCUACCUGUUGUCCAGAUGCAUCCUUUGAGCCCCGACUCCCAGUUUUUGUAUGAGCAGGAGGUCCCGAUGAACUUGUAUACCGACUUGAGGAGGGGUAAGUGA
This is a messenger RNA of Westerdykella ornata, 1533 nucleotides long. RefSeq lists its product as uncharacterized. The coding region runs from base 1 to 1533 and encodes 510 amino acids. Gene Ontology annotation, biological process: regulation of DNA-templated transcription. Gene Ontology annotation, molecular function: zinc ion binding; DNA-binding transcription factor activity, RNA polymerase II-specific. The transcript is spliced from 3 exons. The record is from RefSeq and is a predicted model, not a curated record. Lineage: Eukaryota; Fungi; Ascomycota; Dothideomycetes; Pleosporales; Sporormiaceae.